AUGUCGCUGUGGACGAUAUUUCUAAUUCCAAAACAGCCACAGCAGGCUUCACAUUUACGUGAACAAAUUCUUCUUCGCACAGGCACCGCCGUCUACAUCAUGGCACUUCUCUGGCCAUAUGCGGUAGGCGCAGGCCGACAUACUUCAGAAGGUGGCCCCGAAGACGUUGCAUCUGCUGUUUUGGGGGAUACGGGAAAGAUUUUGGGUGCUAAAGGGAGCAAAGUCAUCACUGAAACCAAGUUUGAAUGGAGAGAAGAGCUGGAUAGAUCAUCUAAAGCUGGAGUCCCAGAUACAGAUGAUGAUAUUUUGGCUGCUACUGAGUUUGACUCUGUAGGAUUGCCAGACUUGAUCAUGACGAGGGGUCGAACUAGAGAGGGAAGAAGCGACUGGUGGAGAGAAAGGAAAUACAUUCACGGUACUUCAAAAUGCGGCGGAAACCAGCAACAGAACGGAGGUUACCCCUCAGCCACUGGAACUAGUGAGCGAAUCCUCAUUACGGUCGUUGAUACCGCAUUCAUGUCGCAUGAGCGUGCUAGGAGCAGGCUGGAGCUCGAAGGGAGCUACGAGAACCGCGACCGAGGACGGGAAGGACCUAGUAGUGGUUGGAACGACGAGAUGGUGACCCUUGAGGGGUUCCUAGGAGGUCCAGGGAGGUCCCUAAUGCGUAGGGAGGUUCGGGACGAGUGCGGGACCGGAUAUGCCAGGGAGGGUAGGUCCCUGGGGACUAGGUUGGAGGAUGGUCGUCCUCGAGUGUGGGAGGUGGUAACGGAGAAGCAAUACGUAGUUCGACAUCGAGGUCCCGAAGCUUACGAAGUAGCUAGGGAGCUCUGGGAGGUUUGGGGAAGAGUAGCUCACCAAGCGGGUAGGCGUUGGGGAGCUUUAGUAAUGUUCGAGGGAGCUCGGGGACUCACUCGGAAGGCUUAGACUUGAAGUAAAAGCGUAUAUUCGAUCGUACAGACGAUCAGAGAGACAAUAGACAGAAGUAGAGAGAAACAGAGGUAGAGAAACAGAGAGUAAAGAGAAAUCCGUAUGGUUAGCAGGUACAAAGGGACAGGGACUGGACCUAUGCAAAAGGGUGUGUGUUCAAAAUAUACCAAGCUGG
This is a messenger RNA of Lentinula edodes (shiitake mushroom), 1102 nucleotides long. RefSeq lists its product as uncharacterized. The record is from RefSeq and is a predicted model, not a curated record. The transcript is spliced from 8 exons. The coding region runs from base 1 to 924 and encodes 307 amino acids. NCBI's taxonomy places the organism in Eukaryota, Fungi, Basidiomycota, Agaricomycetes, Agaricales, Omphalotaceae.